AUGUUAACAAAAGUGAUUUUAAUCGUAAGUGUAGCCUUUGUGGCUUUAACCUCCGCCCGUCCUGGCUAUUUGCAUGGUCAUCAUCAUGCCCAUUUGGAUUAUCCUUUGCUGCAUCAUGAGCCUCUGCAUGUGGCCAAAUAUGUUCAUGUACCCGCAGCAAUAUCCCACCAAAGUUCAACAGUUAUCCAUAGUGCUCCCAUUAUUAAGCCGAUCGUAGUGCCAGUGGUUAAACAUGUGCUGCCCAUAGUAAAGACCUAUCAUCCUGCACCCAUUAUCAAUACCAUACAUUCAGCUCCUCUGCACUAUGAUCCCUUCUAUCAUCAUCAUUUCGAUCAUCAUGAUUUGCAUCAUUAUCAUUAA
Molecule: messenger RNA, 360 nt
Organism: Calliphora vicina (urban bluebottle blowfly)
Lineage: Eukaryota; Metazoa; Arthropoda; Insecta; Diptera; Calliphoridae
Product: histidine-rich glycoprotein
Exons: 2
Coding region: 1-360 (119 amino acids)
Source: RefSeq, a predicted model, not a curated record